AUGAGUGAACGCGAGCUAGUUGAUAAUUGGUGUCCUCAUUUACCUUGGAGAGCAAAAAAUCCCUACGAAGAAGCUGAUUGUAAUUCAUUGGCAGAAAUUCGUACGGAUUUUAAUAUUCUCUACAAUAUGAUGAAAAAGCAUGAAGAAUUCCGAUGGAUGAGACUACGGAUCCGGCGAAUGGCUGAUGCGUGGAUCCAGGCAAUCAAGUCCCUGGCAGAGAAGCAGAAUCUUGAAAAGAGAAAGCGGAAGAAAGUCCUUGUUCACCUGGGCCUCCUGACUAAGGAAUCUGGAUUUAAGAUUGCAGAGACAGCUUUCAGUGGUGGCCCUCUUGGUGAAUUAGUUCAGUGGAGUGAUUUAAUUACAUCUCUGUACUUACUGGGCCAUGACAUUAGGAUUUCAGCUUCACUGGCGGAGCUCAAGGAAAUAAUGAAGAAGGUUGUAGGAAACUGAUCUGGCUGCCCAACUAUAGGAGACAGAAUUGUUGAGCUCAUUUAUAUUGAUAUUGUAGGACUCGCUCAAUUCAAGAAAACUCUUGGACCAUCCUGGGUUCAUUACCAGUGCAUGCUGCGUGUCCUGGACUCAUUCGGCACAGAACCAGAGUUCAACCAUGCCAACUAUGCCCAGUUGAAAGGCCACAAGACCCCCUGGGGCAAGUGGAAUCUGAACCCGCAGCAGUUUUACACCAUGUUCCCUCACACCCCAGACAACAGCUUCCUGGGGUUCGUGGUUGAGCAACACCUGAACUCCAGCGAUAUCCACCACAUUAACGAAAUCAAGAGGCAGAACCAGUCCCUUGUGUACGGCAAAGUGGAUAGCUUCUGGAAGAAUAAGAAGCUCUACUUGGACAUCAUUCACACAUACAUGGAAGUGCAUGCGACUGUUUACGCCUCCAGCACAAAGAACAUUCCCAGUUACGUGAAAAACCACGGGAUCCUCAGUGGACGGGACUUGCAGUUUCUUCUCCGAGAAACCAAAAUGUUUGUUGGACUUGGGUUCCCUUAUGAAGGCCCGGCUCCCUUGGAGGCCAUUGCAAAUGGAUGUGCUUUUCUGAAUCCCAAGUUCAACCCACCCAAAAGCAGCAAAAACACAGACUUUUUCAUUGGCAAGCCAACUCUGAGAGAGCUGACCUCCCAGCAUCCUUAUGCCGAAGUGUUCAUCGGCCAGCCACACGUCUGGACUGUUGACCUCGAUAAUCAGGAGGAGGUGGAGGACGCCGUGAAAGCAAUUUUAAGUCAGAAGGUUACUUCUUUUAUUCCAUUUUCCCCCAUUUGUGAUGUGAAUGGGAUCAUGUGGAAAGCAUCACAGGCCCCUCGUUCAACUGAUAAGGAGCAGAAUGAGGUUGUGAAGCCAGGUCUGCUGACUUCCAAGUUCAUGGUCUUAGCCCCUCACAAGGAUCCCUGCAGGUGUUGGCACCUGAGUGUCAGUGAAUCAGUGGAGGACUGGAUUGAGCCAUACAUGCCAUAUGAAUUCACGUGCGAGGGGGUGCUACAGAGAAUCAACGCUUUCAUCGAAAAACAGGCCGGCACCAGCAGCGUUGCUGUGGCCCCGGGUGAUGGCACUUGUCCCAGAGCUAUACUUCCCAUCUUCUUUGAUCUCAAGGGGCUGCUGGCCCUUCCUGAAGGUGUAGACAGGGCGGCUGUGGCCUCUGACAGUGAGAUUUAA
Kogia breviceps (pygmy sperm whale) is the source of this 1662-nucleotide messenger RNA. The record is from RefSeq and is a predicted model, not a curated record. Lineage: Eukaryota; Metazoa; Chordata; Mammalia; Artiodactyla; Physeteridae.